UCGGGUUUUCAUUCACGGUUUUCUUUUCUCCACAACAAUAAGAAUACGCAUAUAAAUAUUCUUUUCAAUCCUGGCUUCCAUCGAAAAAAGUUAAGAAAACAUAUUGUUUCGCUAGCGAUAUUGUAAAGGGAAAUAUGAGUACGGAAAUGAACUAACAGUGAAAAGACCUUUAGAUGAACUAUUAGUGAAUUGAACAGAUCUGGUGUGGGUGUAGAGCUCUGAAAUGGUGGAACACCAAUGUGGAACAGAGAGAACCUUUAAAAGUUGAUUUAACCACUACUUUUGUCAUUGUCAUGAGAAUUCCUGGCGGUAACAAGUAAUAAUCAAUCAACUAGAAAUACGGACUCUAUUAAAACAUUAAUCUGGCCUUGUCUACGAUACAACAUACUAAAUGAAAUACAUUAAAAUACAAAUUUUCUGAGUUCAAUCUGUCACCAUUCUUUGGGAACAAUUGUUCGAAAAAAUGGUUGUGCUGAUGGGAAUUGGAUUUCUAUCUGACAAAUGUGAAUUAUAGUGCUUGUGCUUUCCUGGAUCCAUACUUGUGGAUACGUUUGCACCUGACCCUCCCACUGAUUUUUCCCGAUUGUAAAGGUUUUGUUUUUGAAGAAAUUGCUGUAAUAUUCAGACGAUAACUGUGGUGAAAAAAGGGGAGCUAUCACUGAUCAAUUUGGGACUUGGAUCAUGAUCAUGGAACAGGUUAUGGCAUUGAGUACUCAAAAUCCACUGUCACUGUUGGUGAAAAUUGGGAUGAUGGCCUGGAACAGUUCGACUUCCUGCGGCAACGAUAAUUGCUCUGGACAUGGCGAGUGCCAUAAUGGAACUUGCUUAUGUGAAAUACAAUUCGACGGUUCCGAUUGUCACGUACCUAAUUUCAGUUACUACAUCGCCUUCGCCACCAUGUUUUUUGUACUUGCAUUUGUGUGUUUAAUGCAAUUAGUAAUGUGUAUUGUUGCUGAGUGGCAAAAGAUGAAGGCACCAUCAUUCCUGAGGGCUUGCCGAGUGACAACUCAGAAAGUACUUUACUUUAUUGUCUUUCUAGCUUCUGUCAUCAGAGGAGCUUACUUCACUUCACCCACUGCUUUUAAGGAAGGAUGGUCCAGAACCUUGUCUUCAACGUACUAUCCUCUAUUAUUGAGUGGAUCCUCACUAGUUGUAUGCUUCUGGGCUGAAAUAUUCCACAUUCGUGAUAUUCGCACUGAUAAACCGCAAUUUUUAUCAAAAUCUUUCCUGGCUUUUGCUGUUUUCAAUGUCAUGAUCUACUCUCUUCUUGUAACUGAGUUCAUCAUAUCUCAAAUGGACUCCCAAGUCGAUAAAAGUUACUACAUUCAAAUCUUCAAUGGUUGUUACGCAUUCCUGCUCUUUAUCGUUGUCAUACCAUUCCUAAUAUAUGGUGUUGAAGUAUUCUUCAAGCUGCGGGGUGGAUCUGUGAAUGAACAACAUGUAGCUUCCAUUGCAACGAAUAUCCGUAUACCUGAAAAAAUACAGAACGAGGAUCCAGUUACAGCUAAAUUAUUUGAUUCAGUACCAUCUACAUCCACCGUACCGGUGGACCUGCAACAAGUGGAUACUUCCUUAUUGCAUCAGUCAAGAUUCGGCUUGCUGUCGCAGGCCUCUAUGCUAUUCAUAAUUGUAGGAUUCUUGUUCAGUGAAACGCUCAGUGAAAAGUGGAAAACAAAGGUUCCAUUGUACAGCAGAAAUUGGCAUGACAUCGUAUUUCGACUUAUCGAAGUUGGCGUGGCCCUUUGGUUCCCUUGUGUACUUUGGAAUUGUAUGAGCCCAGAGCAAUUGUGGAUCUUAAACCCAAAAAGAAUCCUAAAACGCCUAGACUUGAGUCAGGAAAAACAAGUCAAAGAAAUUGAGCUCCAGGAAAAAAAAGAUCUUCCAGAUGGCAAAUUGUUACCUGACAUUCAAUCUAUAAGUGCCAAAGACUGUUGGAUCUGCUAUGACAGUGACACACAGGACGCAGGACCCCUAAUCCAGCCAUGCCACUGCAGGGGAGAUGUUAGUACUGUCCACCAUGAUUGUCUCCGCAGAUGGCUCGUCGAGAGCUCAAUGAAUGCGGACAGCUUAACCUGCAAAGUAUGUGGCACCAAGUACAACGUUGAGCAUGCUAAUAGAUUGGACUGGCAGCACAGCUUAACGCCGCGUCAUUGGCUACAAACUAUUGCUAUUGUUACCACAAUGUGCGGAUCAUCUGCAGGAGGUUGGAUACUCAUUCAACUAGUCGAGGGUCCCAUCAUUCGGAUGCUUGCCGCUGGAACAGUUUUGUUAAUAUUGUAUAUCUGCAUCAGGUUUUUGAGUAUGAAUACAGUAGUAGCUUACCAACGAGCGAAGAUGUCCUCAUUGAACAUUGUGGCCGUCGACAACUCCGUUGAAUCAACAACAAGUUGUUAUAUCCCCGCUAUUAGCAACACAGUAGCAGUCGAAUUGCCAAAACCGGCAAUUACCGCAAUAUAAGUCACCUUGAAUUCCGCCAUUAGUAUAAAAUUAUGAUGACCUGAAAAUUUCAAAAUUUAUUGACAGCGGUAAUAGAGAAGUUCUCUUUUGAAUAAUCAUGCAGAUAAUGAUAAAUCAGUGCGUAUCACUUUGAUUCUACAUGAUAACAUUCAGGGCUCAGUUCCGUAGUUUAGAUUUAAAUUGGUCUAUUUGUUUUUAAAUUCCAUUGUUGAGAUCACCUGUUAAAUUAUGGAGAUGAUUAAGUAAUGAAGUUUUUGAAAAUUUUAGCAAACUAUGUGAAAUUCUGUGAUCCCGGACAUAAUUUAUACUUUGAAAUUUUUAUAUCAAUCUGGAAGACGUAGUCCUGAUGGUUUUGAUACCCACUCGAAACAUCAAUUCACUGAUUUACUCAUAUGUAAAUUAAUUUUUGCCUGCAAUGCAUUUGAAAAUUGAAAUUUCAUUACCAUGACCGCUUGAAAUUAUUAUUCU
Molecule: messenger RNA, 2925 nt
Organism: Fopius arisanus
Lineage: Eukaryota; Metazoa; Arthropoda; Insecta; Hymenoptera; Braconidae
Exons: 10
Coding region: 682-2457 (591 amino acids)
Molecular function (GO): zinc ion binding
Source: RefSeq, a predicted model, not a curated record